Messenger RNA from Penicillium diatomitis, 666 nucleotides. Its product is annotated as DUF1014 domain protein. Bases 1 to 666 code for a protein of 221 amino acids. Gene Ontology annotation, molecular function: transcription coactivator activity. The record is from RefSeq and is a predicted model, not a curated record. Gene Ontology annotation, biological process: transcription by RNA polymerase II. Gene Ontology annotation, cellular component: nucleus. NCBI's taxonomy places the organism in Eukaryota, Fungi, Ascomycota, Eurotiomycetes, Eurotiales, Aspergillaceae. The transcript is spliced from 3 exons.
AUGGGAGGCAAGAAAGCUGCGGGUGAGAACUCGAAAAAGGCCGCUGGCAACGCUCGCAAGGCCGACGCUGCUGCAUCGAAGAAGGCAGCUGAAGAUUCCAAGCGUGCCGCUGAGGAGGACAAGGAAUGGUCCAAGGGAGCCAAGGGUAACGCGAAGAAGGAAGACGCCGAGGCCAAGAAAGCUGAAGCUGCUCGCAAAAAGGCCGAACGUGAUGCCCUCCUCGCCGCCGAAGAAGCUUCCCAGCCCGCCAAGGCCAAGGGCGCCGGUGCAAAAACAGCCCAGAAGAAGACCCGCGGCCUCGACCUUUCACAACUCGAUGAACCUUCCUCUGGCAAGCAUAGCAGUGCCCUGAACGCUUCCGGUAUUGACAAUGCGCUUGACGCUUUGUCCCUUACGAGCAAGGAUACUUCAAAGGUUGAGCGCCACCCCGAGCGUCGGUUCAAGGCUGCAUAUGCGGCGUUCGAGGCCCGCCGCCUACCAGAAAUCGAACAAGAGAACCCUGGUCUGCGGCGGCAGCAGCGAGUGGAUCUCUGUCGCAAGGAGUUUGAAAAGAGUGAAGAGAAUCCUUUCAAUCAAGUGCACGUUGCUGUGAACGCCUCCAAGGACGAGAUUGCCCAGGUCCGGGACGCCGAGCGGAAGAAGACCGAGGGUCGCUUGACGAAAUAA